AUGCAGCGCAUGCUGCGUGAUGCAAUAGUGAUGAGGGCUAAAGACCCGAAAGUACAAGAAAAAUGUUUAGAGGAAGGGGAUGACCUCACCCUAGACAAAGCAAUAAAAAUAGGGCAGAAUGUAGAGAUAUCUAAGAAAAGCUUGAGCGCCAUAAGCGCACAAACAGCAAUUGAUGUACAAGUAGUGAAGAAAAAAACACCGCCUCGGCAAAAAUCACAAAUAACCUGUAAGCGAUGCGGUAAACUACAUGCCAUGCGGGCAUGUCCUGCAUGGGGGACAACUUGCUUCCGGUGUAAAGGGAAAAACCACUGGGCAAAGUUUUGUCGAAGUAAAUCAACAGUAGAUGAGAUCGUUGAAGCAGACACUAAUACCGAUGAUGAAUAUUUUGUAGAUGUUGUGGGUCUCCAGAAACAAGAAACAAACAACUGGAUGCUCAACCUUCAGGUACAAAAUAGAACUGUUAGGUUCAAGGCAGAAAUUACUGCACAGUUUUCAGGAGCAAAAAUAUUUAGUAAACUUGACGCAUCAAGUGGAUUUUGGCAAAUCCAACUGGAUGAAGAUAGCUCCAAGUUAUGUACUUUCAUCACUCCAUUUGGUAGGUACAGAUUCUUGCGCCUACUUUUUGGAAUCAGCAGUGCUCCAGAGGUAUAUCACAAAUUGGUUCAUAAUCUGUUUGCAGAGAUUCCUGGUGUAAACACUAUGAUGGACGACAUUAUAGUAUAG
Molecule: messenger RNA, 723 nt
Organism: Anneissia japonica
Lineage: Eukaryota; Metazoa; Echinodermata; Crinoidea; Comatulida; Comatulidae
Exons: 2
Coding region: 1-723 (240 amino acids)
Molecular function (GO): nucleic acid binding; zinc ion binding
Source: RefSeq, a predicted model, not a curated record